GGUCUUUUGAACUUCUGUGCUCAACCAUCGGUUCCUGCGGUUUUUUUUGGGUGGCUGGAUAAUAAAAUGGUCGACUAACGUUGUGUUUUAUUAUACACAUUGAAUUCCUCUGAAACGUCCGACAGGCUGCGAUGCUCUCAAAGAAGCAGAAGGAGCUCAUCGCAGAGAUCUGGGCGAGUUUGACUCCGGUGGCGGAGGACAUUGGAGCGGACGCGCUCGAGAGGAUGUUCGCCUCCUAUCCCGGCACCAAGACCUACUUCUCCCACCUGGACAUCAGCCCUCGCUCCGCUCACCUGCUCUCUCACGGGAGGAAGAUCGUCCUGGCCAUCGCAGAGGGCGCCCGGGACAUCGGCCAGCUGACCGUGACUCUGGCUCCUCUGCAGAUGCUGCACGCCUACCAGCUCCGGAUUGACCCCACCAACUUCAAGCUCUUCUCCCACUGCAUGCUCGUGGCCCUCGCCUGCCACAUGGGGGACGACUUCACGCCGGACGCUCACGCGGCGAUGGACAAGUACAUGUCGGCUUUCGCAGCCGUGCUCUCCGAGAAAUACCGAUGAGAGCCCAGCGCUCGUACAAAGGGACCGUUCACGAUGCCGCGUGAUAUGAAAUGUUUAUGUACGUGUGUAGUUGUCGUCAUGCAAUAUUGUGGAAUAAUAAAAUGUGCCGCUACCACCUUU
Molecule: messenger RNA, 677 nt
Organism: Pseudoliparis swirei
Lineage: Eukaryota; Metazoa; Chordata; Actinopteri; Perciformes; Liparidae
Gene: hbae4
Product: Hemoglobin subunit alpha-D-like
Exons: 3
Coding region: 132-557 (141 amino acids)
Biological process (GO): hydrogen peroxide catabolic process; oxygen transport
Cellular component (GO): haptoglobin-hemoglobin complex; hemoglobin complex; blood microparticle
Molecular function (GO): peroxidase activity; haptoglobin binding; heme binding
Source: RefSeq, a predicted model, not a curated record